AUGGAGAUGCGCGCCGUCUCCAACCCCUCCGAGAAAAGGGUCGCUGUUGUUACCGGAGGGAACAAAGGAAUUGGGCUGGAGGUAUGCAGGCAGCUGGCCUCCAAGGGCGUCGCCGUCGUCCUGACGGCGAGAGACGAGACGAGGGGUAAUGAAGCGGCGCGCCGGCUGCACGCGUCCGGGCUAUCCGAUGUGGUGUAUCACAAGCUCGAUGUCAGUGAUCCAUCCAGCGCUGCCCGCCUGGCUGACUUUGUGAAGAACAAGUUCGGCAAGCUAGAUUUAUUGAUCAACAACGCAGGAGUUAUAGGUGCAACCGCAGAGAUUGACACCACGGCACCACUUCAGGAUGUUCUUGUAGGCAGGAAUGCAACGGAGAGGCUCCAGUGGUUACUAGAGCACUCCACGGAGACCUACGACGAAGCUGAAGAAUGCUUGAGAAUAAACUACUUCGGCACCAAGUACGUCACGGAAGCACUCCUCCCUCUCCUUCAGGCCUCCUCUGGCGGAAGACUUGUCAACGUGUCGUCAAACUACGGAUUACUCCGAUAUUUCAGCGGCGAGGACCUCAAGCAGGAGCUGAACAACAUCGAAAACCUGACGAUAGAGAGGCUAGAUGAGAUGUCAAGAUUGUUCCUGAAUGGCUACAAGAAUGGCCUACUGAAAUCUCAAGGAUGGCCUGCUGAUUCAGAGUACUUGGCCUACAAGGUGUCCAAGGCUCUGAUCAAUGGCUACACGAGGAUAAUGGCAAAGAAUUUCCCGGCGUUGCGCGCCAACUCCGUGCACCCUGGCUAUUGCAUGACUGACAUCAACUACGACACUGGAGAACUGACGGCGGAGGAAGGUGCCGGUAGCAUUGUCAUGGUGGCCCUCUUACCGGCAGGAGGACCAACAGGCGUGUUCUUCUACCGUAGUGAAGUUUCACCAUUCGUGUAACUCUUUGACUGCCAAAAUUGAAGACUCACUUUCGGCAGAGCCUGAUGGAAAUUAAAUCCAUCUUCUUUAGCUGCUUUAGGAUUCGGGUUCGCAAUUGUUGCAGAACAAGCUUUCAACAGAUUUAUUAUACAUUUGAACUCGUGAUUAGUGUACAUGAACCGAUGUGUAGCUCUCCAUGGCAAGCAUCUAUGUUUUGUUGAUGCAAUAAAGACCCUGUGAGGGACGUGGCAUUUCUGCACCCAGAUCCAGUGGGAUUGCUUGACACUUUAUCGCACCAGGCGAUAUAUAAGAAUUACCGGGAGCAACUUUUCAAGGGUUUACCCCUUGUCCUCCAAGGGCCACUUUGUUGCCAUGUGAGCGCCCCAUGUGGUGCGUUGAGCCGCCGCCACAUAUCGCGUGCUAUCGGCUCCUUCUAGAUUUUGUUUUUUAUUUUUCUAUAUGCGUUUUCAGGUUUUAGAUGGUUUUAGGCUUUUUGGUUUUUGCAUGGUAUUCCCUACAUUUUGCUGCAAUUAUUAUUAUUAUUAUUUUGAAUCUCAAACAUUUUUUAGGAAAAUAUUUUUUAUUUGUGCUUCCAAAAACAAUUGUGCUUCGUGGAAGCACAGAUUUUCUUACGCGGGAUCGACAUUUGUGCUUAACAAAAAAUGAAAAAUAAUAUGUGCUUCCAUGAAAAGCAUAAUUGGUUCUCGUGGAAAUACAAAUUUGAUUCCGUGAGUGCUUCUCAGAAAGGAAAAAAAAAUCUGUGCUUUCAAAAGAAGCAUAGUUUCGCUUCGUAAUAGAAGUACAGAAUUGCUUUCGUCAAAAGGGAAAGACAUUUUUUUCUUCUUACAAAGGGAAAAACCGCAACUGGGCUUCUGGGCUUUGGAAUUUAGAAUAAGAAGAGAGAAAAAAAUGGAAGAAACCCAUAAAAGAUAAAAGACACCGACAAAAGAAGAAAAACGCUACCGCUCACGUUGAGUUGGGCCAGCCCAUCCUCGCGGUCGCCAGUGCGAUUGCUUGACACUUUAUCGCACCAGGCGAUAUAUAGGAAUUAUCGGGAGCAACUUUUCAAGGGUUUACCCCUUGUCCUCCAAGAGGCACUUUGUUGCCAUGUGAGCCCCCAUGUGGUGCGUUGAGCCGCCGC
Molecule: messenger RNA, 2050 nt
Organism: Triticum urartu
Lineage: Eukaryota; Viridiplantae; Streptophyta; Magnoliopsida; Poales; Poaceae
Source: RefSeq, a predicted model, not a curated record